This is a messenger RNA of Camelina sativa (false flax), 635 nucleotides long. RefSeq lists its product as uncharacterized. Gene Ontology annotation, cellular component: RNA polymerase I complex. The record is from RefSeq and is a predicted model, not a curated record. Gene Ontology annotation, biological process: termination of RNA polymerase I transcription; DNA-templated transcription. NCBI's taxonomy places the organism in Eukaryota, Viridiplantae, Streptophyta, Magnoliopsida, Brassicales, Brassicaceae. Gene Ontology annotation, molecular function: nucleic acid binding; zinc ion binding.
CUCUGCGUCUACCAUUAAACCCUAGAUUACUUGUCUCUCGAGACGCUCUCUGCGAAAAGCAUUCUCGAUCGUAAUCCAAAGGUUCUGUAAUGAAGAAGUCUCGAGAAAGUGGUUUCUUGUUCUGUGGGUUGUGUGGGAAUAUGCUGAUUUUGAAAUCAACCAAGUGUGCAGAAUGUCCACUUUGCAAAACAACGAGAAAUGCUAAAGAUAUCAUUGACAAGAACAUAGCUUACACAGUUUCUGCUGAGGAUAUCAGAAGAGAAUUAGGAAUAUCUCUCUUUGGUGAAAAGACGCAGGAAGAAGCAGAGCUACCAAAGAUCAAAAAGGCGUGCGAGAAAUGCCAGCACCCAGAGCUUGUAUACACAACCAGACAGACGAGAUCAGCGGAUGAAGGACAGACAACAUACUACACUUGCCCCAAUUGUAGUCAUAGAUUCACAGAAGGUUGAGGUUAUAAUCAUCUCUCCAACAUGUGUUUCAGAUUUCACGGAGCAUACCAGUUUUGUUUCUUACAUCAAUAUUAUCUAUCAACUUUCAUAUCCGGUGUGAUCAUUAGAACUUUAUGUGUAGUUUCUUGCAUUUAUGUCACGAACUCAAACAUUCAAUGUCAUCAUCAUCAGUAGCUGUUAAAAUCA